CCCACUGUUUGUAACAUGGAAGAUUGGUCGAGACAAAAGAUUGCGUGGAUGCAUAGGUACUUUUUCUGCCAUGAAUUUGCAUUCAGGACUCAGGGAGUACACACUUACCAGUGCCCUUAAAGACAGCCGUUUUCCACCAAUGACAAGGGAUGAGCUGCCACGGCUUUUCUGCUCGGUUUCUCUGCUCACUAACUUUGAGGAUGUCUGUGACUAUUUGGACUGGGAGGUGGGUGUGCAUGGCAUUAGAAUAGAAUUCAUCAAUGAAAAAGGAUCAAAACGCACCGCCACCUACCUACCGGAGGUUGCAAAGGAGCAAGGAUGGGACCAUAUUCAGACCAUAGAUUCCUUAAUAAAGCUGACCAGGUACCGUAGUGAAAAGAUGACCUUGAGUUAUGCUGAAUACCUUGCUCAUCGCCAGCAUCAUCACUUCCAAAAUGGCAUCGGGCAUCCCCUGCCACCAUACAACCAUUAUUCCUGACACUGAGCCGCACAACCAGUCAUUGGGCCUCUCUGCAGACCUCUUUCCAGGAGACCCUACACCUUCUUGGUCUAGCUAUCUCUUUUACUGUACCAUUUUAUGAUGAUAGUUUCCGUUGCCAUGGUGAAGCUUCGACAUUGUCAGUUAAGACCAUCAUGGUAACGGGUAGGAAAAAUGGCAUUUGUUAAGAAGAUCUUGUUAUUAUUUUAGAUCCUUGAUUUUUUUUGCAGCACAUACAACUUUUGGAGUUUUCUUUCCUUACAAUAUUAGGUAUAUUUUUGCUUUACUAUCCCAGUCGGGUUUCUGUCCUUUUAUCCCUUCCUCCUUCCUUCUUUUGACUGUGGAUGGAAGAAAGUAUGCAGUUUUUGAGGAUUUAGUAGGUUUGUUUUAGUAUUUCUCAGUAAGAUAGUCAUUUUUGAUAGCUGAGUUGGGGAUUAAUUCAUAACAAAUUCGGGUAUUUGUAUAUUACUCUUGAAUUUGUGUAAAAUUCUCUUUGCUAUGACGGCUUUGUAUUUGAGUCAAGUACAUGUUUUUCCCAUGGUUAAAAAAGUGAGCUUUAGUUUAAGUAAACAUUCAAAGGUCCAUGAUAGGGCUUGUGACAGAGAACAAGAAACUGUUGACGCCUUUUGUGCUGGUUGUGGUAGAAGAGACUGACCAAUCAAGCUAUAGAACCAAUUUCCAAACUAAAUCACUGUUUUAGAAAAGCAUAAGCUACCUUUCCCAUGGGCUGCAGGAAUCAUUUUGAAAGGCAGCAAAUAUUAGGAAGAGAUCAGAUGCAGAACUUAGUGCCUUUGAGAAGACUAUAAUUAAGUCAAAUUAAGAGGGGUUUUAAAAAGGCAAUUUAGAAGAAUAUUCUUGUAAAAUUUUAUUGUUUCUAUAUAAGAAACAACAGAUUACACAAAUUCCUUACUCCAAAGUAUUUUUUUAGUGAAAAAAAUUAUUUUGAGCAAAUAACCAAAAAGACAUUUGUCUAUUUUAUAUUAAUUUAAAUUUGUUAGCUUUAGGUUUCAAUGAGUCAUAAUUGGUAAGAGACAACUUUAGCUACUAAGACAUGAUAAAGAUAAUCUAGUGAAAAGUUCCUUCAUACUAUGACUUCAGAUUUGUCUAUCGUGGAGACAGUGCUGUUUCCGAGAUCCUGUAAAGAGUUUGAAUCUCUUUCUGCACUACAUACUUUUGAUAGAAACAUAUUUCUGUGUUGACAGAGAUUAUGUUGGACCUGUGAAGAUGGAAUUCAGAUAUAUUACUUAGAGUCUAC
Messenger RNA from Cricetulus griseus (Chinese hamster), 1733 nucleotides. The record is from RefSeq and is a predicted model, not a curated record. NCBI's taxonomy places the organism in Eukaryota, Metazoa, Chordata, Mammalia, Rodentia, Cricetidae.